This is a messenger RNA of Tetrahymena thermophila SB210, 1260 nucleotides long. RefSeq names its product cyclic nucleotide-binding domain protein. Gene Ontology annotation, cellular component: nucleus; cytosol; perinuclear region of cytoplasm. Lineage: Eukaryota; Ciliophora; Oligohymenophorea; Hymenostomatida; Tetrahymenidae. The record is from RefSeq and is a predicted model, not a curated record. The transcript is spliced from 15 exons. Gene Ontology annotation, biological process: activation of GTPase activity; nucleocytoplasmic transport. Gene Ontology annotation, molecular function: small GTPase binding; GTPase activator activity.
AUGAUAUAAUAGAUUUAAUAUUUCGACACAUUAGAAGAUUUUUCAAACUCUUCACUUUAAUCUCAUUAGGUUCUCUAUAUUAAUUUGAGUGACAGUGAAAUUAAUGAUGACGAUGCAUUGGAUUUAUUUUUUUAUUUAGAAAAAUGCACUAAUCUCUUAGAUUUAACGCUUGACCUUAGCUACAAUUAAAUUGGUGAUCUUGGUAUAUAUUUGCUAGGUUCUGCCUUCGAUAAUUGUAAUAAUCUCUCAAAUUUGACGCUUUAGCUUAGUCACAAUUGUUUUGGUCAUGUAUCUAGAUUAGGUUCUGGUUUAGCAAAUUGCACUAAUCUCUCAGAUUUAGCGCUUUACCUUGAUAACAAUUAUAUUGGUGAUUAAGACAUAUAAGACUUAAGUUCUGAUUUAGCAAAAUGCACUAAUCUCUCAAAUUUGACACUUAAGCUUAGUGAGAAUAAAAUUGGUGUAAUUGGUGUAAUAGGCUUAAGUUCUGCUUUAUCAAAAUGCACUAAUCUCUCAAAUUUGACACUUUACCUUGAUUAGAAUGAAAUUGGUGCAACUGGUGAAUCAUGCUUAAGUUCUGCUUUUGCAAACUGCACUAACAUCUCAAAUUUGACACUUCACCUUUGUCACAAUUAAAUUGGUGCUAAUGGUGCAUUAGCCUUAGGUUCUGCUUUAACAAAUUGCACUAAUCUCACAAGUUUGAAACUUCAACUUUACUACAAUUUAAUUUGUGAUGAAGGUGCAUUAGGCUUAGGUUUUGCUUUAAAAAAUUUCACUAAUCUCACAAAUUUGACACUUUAACUUGGUCACAAUAAAAUUAAUGCAAUUGGUGCAUCAGGUUUAGGUUCUGCUUUAGGAAAUUACACUAAUCUCUCAGAUUUAACACUUAACCUUAGUUUCAAUUAAAUUGGUGAUGAAGGUGCUUCAAACUUAGGUCACUCUUUAGUUAAUUGUGCUAAUCUCUCAAAUUUGACACUUAUCCUUGACCACAAUUAAAUUGGUGAAAUUGGUACAUUAUGCUUAGGUUCUGCUUUAGCAAAUUGCAUUUAUCUCUAAAAUUUGACACUUAAACUUGCUGCCAAUAAAAUUGAUGAAUAGAUUGCAUUAUGCUUAGGUUCUGCUUUAACAAAUUGUACUAAUAUCUCAAAUUUGAAACUUUACCUUGGUGAAAACUAAAUCAACAAAUCAUAAUAAUAAUUGAAAGUAAAUAGCAAGUUUCUUAAAUCAAAAAGAUUAGUUUUCUUGAAAAUAUAUUUCUAAUGA